GGACUCGAAACCCUCCCACCGAAACCGCGCCUGGAUUUACCACCUCACCAAAGGCACAGCCCGCUUCCAGCUGGCUGGGGGAGCACCUGAACCUCGUUAUAAAAUGUUUUCGAAUUUAUUCCAUGCUAUUUGCGGGUUCCGCGUUUACUUUCUGUUUCUCUGGCUGUGCACAGGCCCACUCUGCUCGAGUGUGUCGAAAGUGCGAGCUGUGAGCUACAGGCCAUCCUGUCCCCUUCCUGCUCUUCACUCUGGCUGGAAGGAGCAAGACCAGAGGCACUGAAGGGGAAGAUGCACAAGUUGCAUUUCAGCGGAGACCCUGUACCGGAUUGUGUGUUGAACGACAUCCAGACACUUAAUAAACUCUCCAGCCAGCAAUUCUCAGCAUUGACCGAGAUAAUCUUCCGCUUUAUUACAGAACCCACCGAGUCAGAACGAUUAUUAAAUCAACUCAGUGAGUUUGCCUCUCAGAAUGGAAUGAGCCCAGGCCCACUGAAAAAUAUUAUGAAAAGCAUCCUCUUGGUUCCUACUGGUGCCUUGAAAAGGAAUUUGACAGCUGACCAUGUCAAGACUGAUUUUGUUACUCUGGGGCUAAGUGAGGAGAAGGCUGGAUGCUUUGCAGAUCAGUGGAAAUUGAAUUCUGCGGUGCUGUCAAGACUGGCAGUGGGACAAACGUUGACUGUCAAUCAAUUAGUAGAUAUGGAGUGGAAAUUUGGAGUAACAGCAGGGAGCAGUGAAUUGCAAAAGGUUGGCAGUGUAUUUUUACAGUUAAAAUUAGUCAUAAAGAAGGGGAACAAGAGUGAAAAUGUUUACAUGGAGUUGACUUUACCACAGUUCUAUAACUUCUUACAUGAAAUGGAACAAGCCAAGGCUAGCCUUGAAUGUUUCAGUUAAAUUGCUGCAUCAUUAUUCAUCAAAUUGUUUGAACUAUAAACAAAGCUCAUUUUCUACAGGUUCAAAAAAUCCAUUUGUACAUUCAAGUAAAAUAAAUCUUCAUUAUUUAUAACUUUGAAUUGAUAGUGAAUCGUGUUCAGGAAGCACCUGUUGCCUUUAUCAGUUAUAAAUGUUAGCAUAGUUUAACAAUUAUGUAAAUAAAAUUAUUCUGUGCCAAGUGUA
Molecule: messenger RNA, 1113 nt
Organism: Hemiscyllium ocellatum (epaulette shark)
Lineage: Eukaryota; Metazoa; Chordata; Chondrichthyes; Orectolobiformes; Hemiscylliidae
Gene: commd7
Product: COMM domain containing 7
Exons: 9
Coding region: 289-891 (200 amino acids)
Biological process (GO): tumor necrosis factor-mediated signaling pathway; negative regulation of DNA-templated transcription
Molecular function (GO): NF-kappaB binding
Source: RefSeq, a predicted model, not a curated record